Pseudopodoces humilis (Tibetan ground-tit) is the source of this 1422-nucleotide messenger RNA. It is a transcript of the gene UBE2D1, whose product is annotated as ubiquitin conjugating enzyme E2 D1. The record is from RefSeq and is a predicted model, not a curated record. Lineage: Eukaryota; Metazoa; Chordata; Aves; Passeriformes; Paridae.
CCUGCUUCGCGCUUCCGCUGCGCGUUCCCAUGGCGCUGAAGCGGAUACAAAAAACUGAAAAAAGACAUGUUUAGGACUUCUGUGCUGAGAACGUUUAUUUCCUUGUCACCAAAGUAUCCUUUACAGUGUUGUUCCAAUAGCUUUUUGGGAGAGAAGCCUGGAUGCUAAUCAAGCAUGAACUAAGUGAUCUGCAGCGAGAUCCACCAGCCCACUGUUCUGCUGGACCUGUUGGAGAUGACUUGUUUCAUUGGCAAGCAACUAUUAUGGGACCUCCUGAUAGUGCAUAUCAAGGAGGAGUAUUUUUUCUCACAGUGCACUUUCCAACAGACUAUCCUUUCAAACCACCAAAGAUUGCUUUUACAACAAAAAUAUAUCACCCAAACAUAAACAGUAAUGGGAGUAUUUGUCUUGAUAUCUUGAGAUCACAAUGGUCACCAGCUCUGACUGUUUCUAAAGUUUUAUUGUCCAUAUGCUCCUUACUUUGUGAUCCUAAUCCAGAUGAUCCUUUAGUACCAGAUAUUGCACAGAUCUACAAGUCAGACAAGGAAAAAUACAACAGACAUGCAAGAGAAUGGACUCAGAAAUAUGCAAUGUAAACUUUUGAAGACGUUUUCAUAUACCACAGAGUACUGUAAAGUCUAGGUUUUUUCAAAAUUAUAAGGAAAUGGAGCAGUUUAUGGUUUCAGUGUGACACCCCUUGAUUUUUUUUUCACCCAUGUAAGUGUUUCUGGAGCAAGAGAGGACAAACUUCUGAAAAUGACCUUAUGACUUUGGUAAGAAUAUUUAUCCUCUUUGAAUGCUUUACAGAAGACAUUUAUUAUGGUUUUUAAGAGUUGAACAGCUGCAUCUUCAGACUACAAGAUCUAUAAUUCAGUUGUAAAUCAGUGAAACUAUUUUUGCUGGGAAAAGCUUUUUUCAUGUGAUGAGUACUGUGUGUGUGUCAUUGAAGUAUCUUCCCUGUUUCAUAAGUGUGUUCAAGUUUCUUUUUGUUAGUUCUCUUAUAUAAUUUGUAUUUUUUUUUACUGUAUAGACUAUUUUAUUUACACUGUAAGUAAUUUUAUUUUAGACUUGCUUGUGCACAGUAUUGACAAGGUGAAACUGCUAAUAGUGAAAAUAAUUGGAGUAUCUCACUUAUUAGAAUAUUCUGAAGACUGACUGCAGACUUCUUAAAACCUAAAAUGAUCAUUGCACUCUAAAUCUGUGUGCUGAUUAUGGAGAAACACUUGGUUUUGAUUCUGUUGCAUACUUGACAUAAUUUUAUCGCAAUGUGAACUAGUUGCACUGAUAUGUAGAAAUAUAUGUAACCAUUUUAUUGCUAUUGACAACUGAUUUUUGAUGUAUGGGCAACAUAAUACUAUCACAGACCUUUUACAAAUCCAGAUGUAGCCCUUUCCAUAUAAAUAAAAUACAUUUUCUACUUUC